AAUUGGAAUUUUAACAACGAUAUCUAUUAUUUACGGUAAAACCAUUAUUAUUGGAACAUGUGCACCAUUCUUAGCUUGGUCAUCAGCUGGUCAACAGCGGAGGUGGAGCAGCUGGGGGAAGAGACACCAUUAUAUAUCUGAUUAACACCUGCUAUGGGAGGAAGUAGCCAGACUAAGCCUAAAAAACCAACAGACGAAGAAGAGUUUGAGGUUCUUGAUGUUAGAGGAACUGCUAGAAGUGGAAUGUCGUGGCUCCAACAGUUUAUGCAGGAUCUGACCAAGCAGCCUGUCACAAAACAAGUUGCUGUUGGUGGCUUGUCAGGAUGGGUGGUGGGAUAUUUAUCAAUGAAGGUGGGCAAAGUUGCAGCAACAGUUGUAGGUGGUAGCCUCAUCAUUAUGCAACUGGCAGCCCAUAAAGGAUAUAUAAAGGUGGACUGGAAUCGAGUGAAUAGAGAUCUUGAAAAGAAUGCCAAGAAGCUUAAACAGGAAGUGGAGUCUACUGUAAAUGCUAGAGCUGGAGAUGAGAACAUACUGCAAGAAACGACUCGACAAAUGGAUAGAAAGCUUGAAAAACUGGACCGUAAGUUAACCAGGUCAACAAAGGCAGAAUCCUGGUUUAACAAGCUUAAUGAGUUCGACAAGGAAGAUGUACAGGAAACACAUACUUGGGGACAGUAGUAACUUUACUGUAGAUGAACUAUAUAUGCUCAAUAUGUAUAUUUUGGCUUUUUCUGCUGGUACAAUGUUAGGAGUAGGAACUGCUAAAAUAAUCCCAACAUUGCUAAAAAUAAGGUUUGUGUGUACAGAA
Homarus americanus (American lobster) is the source of this 808-nucleotide messenger RNA. Its product is annotated as FUN14 domain-containing protein 1-like. Gene Ontology annotation, biological process: autophagy of mitochondrion. Bases 154 to 678 code for a protein of 174 amino acids. NCBI's taxonomy places the organism in Eukaryota, Metazoa, Arthropoda, Malacostraca, Decapoda, Nephropidae. Gene Ontology annotation, cellular component: mitochondrial outer membrane. The transcript is spliced from 5 exons. The record is from RefSeq and is a predicted model, not a curated record.